CUAAACUACCUUAAAUAAGUGACAAGUAAACCCUAAUUUUGAAUUGAUUAUUCUUUGGUAUUUCAAGGAAUAUAUUCAACUAAUUAUAUUUUUAAUAUUGGUCGGUGUUUAAAAAUGUUAAAAAGAAAAGAAGCAGAGUUAAAGAAUAAGGCUCGAAAAUCUUUUGAAAGAGAAUGGCUUUCACACCUCGUAAAUACUGAUAUACCAUUUCAACCAGAAAAACAAAAGACAAAAAUUGGAAAUAUCUUUAAUUAUCGUGAAGAUAUUGGCGAGGUUGUGUGCACCAUUUGUGCUAAAGCAAAAAUUGGUGGUGAAUUCGCUAAUGGAAAAAAAUGGGAAGAAUGGAAGUUAGAUUAUCUAAAAAGACAUUUAAAUCAGAAAAUUCAUUUAGAUGCUGUUACCACAUUAAAUAAUCAAAACAAAUUUGGAAUAGAAUGUAUUUUAAGUGAAACUGUUGAAGAUCGAAAAACAAAAAAAGGAGUUUAAUCAGAGACUAAAGUCUAAUCCUGAAAUGAUAAAAGUGCUAAUUGAUAAUGUGCUAUUGGCAAUUAAAAUGGAUGCUUCUAUGAAUUCUGUUCAAGAAAUUCAUGACCGUGUAGCAAAAUAUGUAAAAAUUCCAGUAUCUUGGCUCGGCAAAAAUUAUGCAUUUGAAUUCGUUGAGUGCAUAAGUUUUGUGCUUAAAAAUGAGAUUAUGGACACAUUGAGAAAAGCUACUUUUCAUACAUUAAUAGUUGAUGAAAGUUCAGACAUUUCUGUUCAAAAAAUGUUAAUAUUAUACUUUAAAUUUAGAUCAGAAAAUGAAACAUUUUAUAAAAUAGUGUUUGGAGGUAUUCUAAAAUUAAGAUCAUGUGACAGUGUGGCUAUAGCUGAAGAAAUAAAAAAAUUUUAUGUUAAGAAUAAUAUUGAUAUGCAAAAAAUGGUGAUGUUUACGUCAGAUGGGGCAAGUGUUAUGCUUGGGAAAAAAAAAUGGUGCAGCUGCAAUUCUUCAAUGGGAUCUAAAACAUUUAACUGAGCAGCAUUGUGUGGCACAUAGAGAAGAUCUAGGAAUAGGUGAUGCAUGUUGAAAGGUCUCAAUAAUGCAGGACAUUGAAAAAUUGCUUCGAACUGUAUAUACAAUGUUCAGUCGAUCACCUGUAAAAAAACAGAAAUUAGAAGAACUUGCUCAUAUUUCUGAACAUGAUGUUGUGUCCUUUAAGCCACUGAAUGAGGUGCGUUGGUUAUCAAGGCAAUUUGCUGUGAAUGCUUUGAUGAGGAAUUACGAUGUUUUAAUUGAAUAUUGUGAAGAACAAGUAAAUAAAUUUAAUGAUCCUAUUUGCAAUUACUGCAUAACAAUUUUGACAAAUCCACAAUAUCGAGUGGCAUUAACAGUUUUUAAUGAUGUUUUAGAUGAUCUAGCAUCUCUUUACAAAUUCUUACAAAAAAGUUGUUUAACUACGAUUGAAGCAUUUGACUAUGUUAAGGCAAAAAUUAAUCAAUUAAAAUCACUGUAUCUUGAUAACAAAAUUUAUUGGAGUGAAAAAGUAAAAAAAGUUGGAUAUGAUGUGGAUACUGCAUCUAUUAUUCGAUUUGUUAAACGUGUAUGUAAUCAUUUAAAUAACAGAUUUCCAGAUGAUGAGUUAAGGGAGUGGCAAGCAUUUAACCUUAAUGCCAUUUUAAAUGCAUUGAAUUUUGAAUUUGGAAAUGAGAAUAUCAAGAGAUUGAUUAGAGAAUAUUCAAUAAUUUUAAAUGUCAAUAAUAAUGAAAGCACUGCCUCAAAAAUAUUAGAACAGUAUUGUAAUUUUAAAUUCAUUAUAUCCCAAAAAUUGGAAAAUUGUUCAAUUAAGACAUUCACUGAUAUGUUAAAUUAUGUACGUAAUGAUGAUGAGUUUAAAGAACUAGCAGUUAUUAUUGAUAUCAUUGGAACAUUUCAAGCAUCUAGUGUUGACUGCGAACGUGGAUUUAGUGUUAUGAAUUCAAUUAAGUGUAAAAUUAGAAAUAGACUUGAAUCUGAGCAUUUAUGUGAUUUAAUGAGAAUUUGAAUGCAUCUUUCCUCUGGAGAGGAAAUGAAUCUUCAAUCAGUCUACAAAUACUGGAUUUCAAAAAAAGAUAGACAUGAAAAUAUUAAUCAAAAUUGAUAUAUUUUUUUGUGAUUAGUAUGUGACUAAAUACUUUACAUUAAUAAAAGUUUUUUAUAAUGAAAUAAAUUUUAAUCUUUACUUCAUAAUUAAUUACUUUAGUUUUUAAAAGAAAAAAAAAUAAGAUUGUCUAUGUAUCUGCUCAGCAGAAAUUUUUUGCUCAGAGAAGUAUAUGUUCCGCUCAGCUACAAAAAAAAUUAGAGGGAACAUUGGCUGCAUGAUGUUUCAAUAUCUUGCAUAAUCGAAUUUUGAUCACGCUCAUAAUGGUUUUUAAUUUCAAGUUAAAUGUUUUUGUUCUAUUUAUGCUAGAAUAUUGUGUUCUAUUUUUAAAUUUCAUUUGUCUGAAGAUGAUGAACAUAAGUUUGUCAAAAGUGCUAGCAAAAAUAAAAAAAAUGUUAACACCAUACUCAGUGUAUAUAUUUACUUUCUUUUUAUGUGAUAUUUGGCAUGAGGUUCAAGUUGUAUUGUGAAACAACUUUUUCUUUCAGGAAUCUUUUUAGUGACUUCAUCAAUUCCAUGUUUUACAACAUUAGCUACAGCACAUUGACAAUAGCCAAUUGCAAUAGCCAAUCGCAGUAGCAAUUUCCCUCUGAGUUGCUCAAUUGUGAUGAAAUCUUCAAAUUAGUUUAGUUUCAGGUUCUUUGAGUUGGCAUCUAUGUGGCAUGUUUCUUGUUUUCUCAAUGAUUAUUACAAAUAAUAUACUGUACAGUAUCUCUUUGUAUGCUAUAUGUGAAUGUUUGAUAUAACUUCAUUUGCAUACUUUCUCCCAUGAUUGUGCAUAAAAUUUAUACUAAACCUGUAAUUUUGUCUCUAUAAAAUUUUGAUUUUUUCAAUACAGGAAGUCCUUGUUAGUUUGAAAUUUAAGGGAUGAAAUAAUUGCGACUUCAAAUUAUCAAGAUUUACAUAUUUCUGUAUAAUAUGUCAAAUGCCAUGUAAUUGAUGUAAUUUAUUAAGCAAACAGAAUACA
Molecule: messenger RNA, 3081 nt
Organism: Centruroides sculpturatus (bark scorpion)
Lineage: Eukaryota; Metazoa; Arthropoda; Arachnida; Scorpiones; Buthidae
Exons: 2
Coding region: 1077-2018 (313 amino acids)
Source: RefSeq, a predicted model, not a curated record